This is a messenger RNA of Tupaia belangeri chinensis (Chinese tree shrew), 2241 nucleotides long. RefSeq names its product protein phosphatase 2 regulatory subunit B'gamma (gene PPP2R5C). The record is from RefSeq and is a predicted model, not a curated record. NCBI's taxonomy places the organism in Eukaryota, Metazoa, Chordata, Mammalia, Scandentia, Tupaiidae. The transcript has 15 exons. Gene Ontology annotation, cellular component: protein phosphatase type 2A complex; cytosol; nucleus. Bases 364 to 1713 code for a protein of 449 amino acids. Gene Ontology annotation, molecular function: protein phosphatase activator activity. Gene Ontology annotation, biological process: protein dephosphorylation; signal transduction.
GAAUUACCAAAAGCAGGGAAAAGUGGAAAAACUUCAAAAGAAGGACAAGACACAGUAGAUCCCGAGCAAAUUUCCAGCAGGAAAAACAGCCUUGUUCCUGUCCAGUCUUCAGUAUCUACUAAAAUAAAAGUACCAGCCCCUCAGCCCAUAGUGAAGAAAGACAAACGGCAGAGUUCUUCAAGGUUUAGCAUCAGCAAUAAUAGAGAACUUCAGAAACUACCAUCGUUAAAAGAUGUUCCUCCUGCUGAUCAAGAGAAGCUUUUUAUCCAGAAGUUACGUCAGUGUUGUGUCCUCUUUGACUUUGUUUCCGAUCCACUAAGUGACCUAAAGUGGAAGGAAGUAAAACGAGCUGCUCUAAGUGAAAUGGUAGAAUAUAUCACCCACAAUCGGAACGUGAUCACAGAGCCCAUUUACCCAGAAGUCGUCCAUAUGUUUGCAGUUAACAUGUUUCGAACAUUACCACCUUCUUCUAAUCCUACGGGAGCAGAAUUCGACCCAGAGGAAGACGAGCCAACGUUAGAAGCAGCCUGGCCUCAUCUACAGCUUGUUUAUGAAUUUUUCUUAAGAUUUUUAGAGUCUCCAGAUUUCCAGCCUAAUAUAGCCAAGAAGUACAUCGAUCAGAAGUUUGUAUUGCAGCUUUUAGAGCUCUUUGACAGCGAAGAUCCUCGGGAGAGAGAUUUCCUUAAAACCACCCUUCACAGAAUCUAUGGGAAAUUCUUAGGCUUGAGAGCUUACAUCAGAAAACAGAUAAAUAAUAUAUUUUAUAGGUUUAUUUAUGAAACAGAACACCACAAUGGCAUAGCAGAGUUACUGGAAAUCCUGGGAAGUAUAAUUAAUGGGUUUGCCUUACCACUGAAAGAAGAGCACAAGAUUUUCUUAUUGAAGGUGUUGCUCCCUUUGCACAAAGUGAAGUCUCUGAGUGUCUACCACCCCCAGCUGGCGUACUGCGUGGUGCAGUUUUUAGAGAAGGACAGCACCCUCACUGAGCCGGUGGUAAUGGCACUUCUCAAAUACUGGCCAAAGACUCACAGUCCAAAAGAAGUAAUGUUCUUAAACGAAUUAGAAGAAAUUUUAGACGUCAUCGAGCCAUCCGAAUUUGUGAAGAUCAUGGAGCCUCUGUUCCGGCAGUUAGCCAAGUGUGUCUCCAGCCCACACUUCCAGGUGGCCGAGCGAGCCCUGUACUACUGGAACAAUGAGUACAUCAUGAGUUUAAUCAGCGACAACGCGGCCAAGAUUCUGCCCAUCAUGUUCCCGUCCUUGUACCGCAACUCAAAGACCCACUGGAACAAGACGAUACACGGCUUGAUAUACAAUGCCUUGAAACUCUUCAUGGAGAUGAACCAAAAACUAUUCGACGACUGCACCCAGCAGUUCAAAGCAGAGAAGCUGAAAGAGAAGCUAAAAAUGAAAGAACGAGAAGAAGCAUGGGUUAAAAUAGAAAAUCUAGCCAAAGCAAAUCCCCAGUACACAGUGUAUAGUCGAGCCAGCAGCAUGAGCAUUCCGGUUGCAAUGGAGACAGAUGGGCCUUUGCAUGAAGAUGUGCAGAUGCCGAGAAAGACAGUGAACGACGAGGCUCCCGAGGCACAGAAAGAUCUGAAGAAGGACCGUGCCCUCGCGCGUCGCAAGUCCGAGCUGCCUCAGGAUCCCCACACCAAGAAAGCCUUGGAGGCUCACUGCCGAGCCGACCCGCUGGUCUCCCAGGACGGGCGCUAGCCUCGGAGCCGCGUCGGGGCAGCGCACCCGCUCCUGUCGGAUUCUGUAGAAAGUGCAUACUUCUCGUGCCAUACCAAUCAGUUACACUCAGAGUCAAAGCUUUCUCCGACCCCGUUCUGUAGGCAAUAACGUACGUCCGCUUCAGCUCCCGAUUAGGAGUUCAAACAAUGGUGACUCAGAUCCCGGGCCGUGGCAGUGCCGAGGGUUGACAGCGGCGUCCUCACCCCAGCCUGGUCCCGGGUCAGACCCUCUCACAGAUCAGAGCUGUGUAUAGGAAAGCGCCCCGGUCACUGGCGUCAUGGUCUCCCGUGGCACUGGUGAUCCUGGAGCGGUCGUCCUGUGACACCAGUGCUUUUCAAAUUGCAAGAGCGCUUUAAAAAGCAUUACCUGUUUUUCCAGACCGGAUGGCCUCUGCCGUCGUCCCCGCGUCGGUGUGUGGCAGGUGUUUCUCUGGUCCUUGGUCUCGCUGCAGCGGCUCCGCGCCCGUCUCCGACACAUGCUGGGAAAGUGCAGGGCGACCCCUCUCUC